Telopea speciosissima is the source of this 2368-nucleotide messenger RNA. RefSeq names its product CDPK-related kinase 1-like. Gene Ontology annotation, biological process: protein autophosphorylation; intracellular signal transduction; peptidyl-serine phosphorylation. NCBI's taxonomy places the organism in Eukaryota, Viridiplantae, Streptophyta, Magnoliopsida, Proteales, Proteaceae. The record is from RefSeq and is a predicted model, not a curated record. Gene Ontology annotation, cellular component: nucleus; cytoplasm. Bases 235 to 1977 code for a protein of 580 amino acids. The transcript has 11 exons. Gene Ontology annotation, molecular function: ATP binding; calcium/calmodulin-dependent protein kinase activity; calcium-dependent protein serine/threonine kinase activity.
AUAGGAAACCACAGUGAUUUCUCUUCUUGGCGCUUAAAUUUCUGAGUUAAGGUUUAAAUUUUGGAACUUUAACUUACAGGGUUGGUUGAUUCGAGCUUUUCCCUCUCUGGGUCUUCUGAUUUCUUGGUUUUCUUCUUUUUCCCUCCAACACAAUUACUUGUUAUUCCUUUCUGGGUUUUUGGUUCUGCUUUUUGAUCUUUUCUUUUCUUCAGCUGAUUUUUUUUUUGUGCUUCCAUGGGACUCUGUCAUGGAAGACCCAUUCUUCAAAACGAUGAAGACAACCCUGUAAUUCCCGAAGAUGCUAUACCUGGAGUGAAUUCUGAACCCACUAAAACCCCAAAAUUUCCCUUCUACAGUCCAAGUCCAUUGCCUAGUGCCUUCAAGAACUCACCCGCUUUCAAGAACUCGCCCGCUAAUUCAAGUGUGAGUUCAACCCCUUUGCGGAUCUUCAAGCGACCAUUCCCUCCUCCUUCCCCUGCAAAGCACAUCAAAGCAUUGCUUGCUCGCAGGCAUGGCUCUGUGAAACCGAAUGAAGCCACAAUUCCUGAAGGAAGCGAGUGUGAAGUUGGAUUGGAUAAGAAUUUCGGGUUCUCAAAGCAGUUUUUGACGAAAUAUGAGCUUGGAGAGGAGGUGGGUCGUGGGCAUUUCGGCUAUACUUGUUCUGCAAAGGGGAAGAAAGGAGAAUUGAAGAGGCAGGAAGUGGCAGUCAAGGUCAUUCCCAAAGCAAAGAUGACCACAGCUAUUGCUAUUGAGGAUGCAAGAAGAGAAGUGAAAAUUUUGCGUGCUCUAACAGGACAUAAUAACUUGGUGCAGUUUUACGAUGCGUAUGAAGAUGAUGAUAAUGUGUAUAUAGUGAUGGAGUUAUGCAAGGGAGGUGAACUUUUAGAUAGGAUACUCUCAAGGGGCGGCAAAUACUCAGAGGAAGAUGCCAAGGUGGUCAUGACUCAAAUUCUAAGUGUUGUUUCCUUUUGUCAUCUCCAGGGUGUGGUUCACCGUGACCUGAAGCCAGAGAAUUUCCUUUUCAGUAUGAAAGAUGAGGAGUCUCCCCUGAAGGCCAUCGAUUUUGGGUUAUCAGACUUUGUAAAGCCAGAUGAACGGUUGAAUGAUAUUGUAGGAAGUGCAUAUUAUGUAGCUCCUGAAGUUCUGCAUAGAUCAUAUGGCGCUGAGGCAGACAUGUGGAGUAUUGGUGUGAUUGCUUAUAUUCUUUUAUGUGGGAGCCGCCCCUUUUGGGCCAGAACAGAAUCUGGCAUCUUCCGAGCUGUCCUAAAGGCAGAUCCCAGCUUUGAAGAAGCCCCCUGGCCUUCCUUGUCAUCCGAUGCAAAAGAUUUUGUCAAGAGAUUGUUGAACAAGGAUUAUCGUAAGAGGCUUACUGCUGCUCAGGCUCUGAGUCAUCCAUGGCUGUCCAAUCGUCAAGAAAUAAAGAUCCCUUUGGAUAUUUUAGUGUAUAAGCUUGUGAGAGCUUAUAUAUGUUCAUCAUCUCUCCGGAAAGCAGCUUUGAGGGCUCUUUCAAAGACAUUGACAGUGGUUCAGCUAUAUUAUCUCCGUGAACAAUUCACACUGUUGGGGCCAAAUAAGAGCGGAUUCAUAUCUAUGCAGAACUUUAAGACAGCCCUGAUGAAGAACUCUACUGAUGCCAUGAAAGAUUCUCGGGUUAUUGAUUAUGUUAACAUGGUCAGUGCUCUUCAAUAUAAAAAAUUGAACUUCGAAGAAUUUUGUGCUGCUGCCAUAAGUGUGUAUCAGCUGGAAGGACUUGAGAGUUGGGAGCAACAUGCACGUUCUGCAUACGAGCAUUUUGAGAAAGAUGGGAAUAGACCAAUCAUGAUUGAGGAACUUGCCUCGGAACUUGGCCUUAGUCCAUCAGUCCCUGUUCAUGUGGUUCUCCAAGACUGGAUAAGACAUUCAGAUGGAAAGCUUAGUUUCUUGGGCUUUGUCAGACUUCUGCACGGGCUGUCUUCGCGAGCAUUGCAGAAGUCUUGAAAUAAAAUUCCAGCUUGGUACGGGGAUUUGUUAUGCUAUCUUAGUCAUUCUCCUUUGAUGAGAAGUCUAAUCAGAAGUCAUGGAAAAGCAUGUGGGUCUAACCUCUAGUCUGCACUACAAGAGAAUAACUUAAGUCAAGAAUGGAGCUGAUGCCUGCCUGAGCCAGGGUUUAAGCCAUGAGUGGCAUAUUCUCAUGCGCGGUAUGUAUUUUUUGUCCUUAUAUUUUUUUCCCCAUGUUUUGUGCAUGAAGCUGUAAGAGGAUUGUACAGAUGAGAGUAGGAUUAAAAUGUUUCAGGAUUUAGGGGAGAGUUUCGAUAUGAAUUGAGUUUGUGUUUUAUGGAUUUAUUCCCCUUGUAACCAUUACGUUGUUUUCUUAAUAAAUUACUCCUUC